Molecule: messenger RNA, 804 nt
Organism: Lactuca sativa (garden lettuce)
Lineage: Eukaryota; Viridiplantae; Streptophyta; Magnoliopsida; Asterales; Asteraceae
Source: RefSeq, a predicted model, not a curated record
AUGUCAGGAAACAACUCGUCUAAUAAACAUACAUCUACCAUUAACAUUAAACAUGUUGUACCCCUUGUUCUUUACCUGGAGCAGAUGAACUAUGACAUAUGGAGAGAGCUUUUUGAGAUUCAUUGCAUAGGAUAUGGGGUAGACGAUCAUCUCCGCCCUCCUGUUGAACCAAUCAAAGCAUCAUCAGAAAAGGAAACACUAGAGUCAACAUCGGCUAAGGAUGCAUGGCUUCAGAUGGAUUCAAUCAUCAAAUCUUGGCUCUAUGGUACUCUCUCUAUCUCUCUCUUGAACAUGAUUUUUAAGAAACAAGCAACAGCCCUUGAGAUCUGGGAAAGCCUCGAGAAAGUUUUUCAUGACAACAAGACUUCAAAGAUCAUCCAAAUUGACAGGGAGCUUCGUAACAUCUCAAUUCGAAACUCGACAAUCACUGAAUAUUGUAACAAGAUCAAGUCACUUGUUGAUCGUCUUGAACACAUGGGUUCUAAAGUUCCAGAAAUUAAUCUAGUUGCCUAUAUGCUGAACGGGCUCACUUCAAAAUAUCGACAUGUGGUAAUAAACAUAAGACAUCAUGAUCCACCGUUGUCCUUUUGGGAUGCUCGUUCUAUCUUGGUUCUUGAAGAACAGGAGAUGAUACAAGAAGAAAAGAAAGAGGUCUCUCUCACUCAUAUGGAUCAUGCUUCAUCUCAAAUUGCCCUAAACAUUGAGACCUCAAACCACACUUCUAAUCACCGUGGUGGCUUCCGUGGUGGACGAGGGGGUCGUAAUUAUCGAGGUGGCCGGGGUGGUGGUCGCAAUGGUGGUUGA